Adineta ricciae is the source of this 726-nucleotide messenger RNA. The record is from the annotation of a GenBank genome assembly. Lineage: Eukaryota; Metazoa; Rotifera; Eurotatoria; Adinetida; Adinetidae.
AUGGGUGUUCUUAAUGAUCCGAUCUAUCGACCACUAUCAUUAACAUUUAUCGAAUAUCAAGAAGGUGACAAACUCGGUUUUCUUCUGGCAUGGUUUUCAAUGUUACCGUUUAUUUAUAUUGUUUCCUUAUGCACAUUAAUUCUUUUCCGACGUGAUAUACAAACGAUUAUGUAUUUCGGUGGUUUCUGUAUCUCGGAAGUGUGCAAUUCUUGUCUGAAAAGAAUUUUCAAACAAGCACGACCAGAACGAACUCGAGACCGGAUGGGUCUCUAUGAAGUUCAUGGGAUGCCAAGUGAUCAUGCUCAAACGUUCUUCUACUUUAUGACCUAUCUAGCUAUAUUUAUCAUUCUCAAGUCUCAAAUGCCAGGUACUCCGCGUAUACGUUCCAUGCGCAACCGUUUUCUUGUUGCUGGCCAACUCAUCGUAGCAACAACUGUUGCCUAUAGCCGAGUGUAUCUACAUUACCACACCGUAGCACAAGUUGUUGCUGGCGCAUUUGUUGGCAUUGCAUUAGGUUCUACAUGGUACUAUUUCGUGAACUAUUAUUUUAUGCAGUAUGCACCAAUGAUCACCGAAUUGCCGAUAGCGAAAUAUUUCCUCAUUCGUGAUUAUACUGCCAUACCACGACUAAUUCAUUUUCAAUAUGAAAGUGAAUAUGCAGAAGCAAAACGUUGGCGAGACCGGCGAUCUGCGUAUCCAAAAGAACAAACGUCUGCGUCACAAUAG